Molecule: messenger RNA, 1718 nt
Organism: Meira miltonrushii
Lineage: Eukaryota; Fungi; Basidiomycota; Exobasidiomycetes; Exobasidiales; Brachybasidiaceae
Product: PCI-domain-containing protein
Exons: 1
Coding region: 53-1618 (521 amino acids)
Biological process (GO): protein deneddylation
Cellular component (GO): COP9 signalosome
Source: RefSeq, a predicted model, not a curated record
CAUCAUAAGAGGCAAAGUUUUGACAUCUCACCUCUUUUGCCUUUCAGCCAAAAUGUCAGACGAAGAAUUCUUGAUGGACGAUGCGGCGGACGAGGAUUACGAUUUCGAUUAUGAAGAAGACGAAGAUGAGGACGUCGAUGCAGAUAUCGAAAAUAUGUAUUUCAACGCAAAAGCAAAAAGGGCCGAUGAUGUAGACGAGGCAAUUGCUGAUUUGGAAAAAGUUGUGGAAAAAGAAGGCACACAAAAAGGUGAUUGGGGUUUCAAAGCGCUCAAACAAAUGACAAAACUCAACUUUCGAAGAGGAAAACAUGCUGAAGCAUUACAGAGCUAUACUCGAUUGUUGGGAUACACAAAAUCAGCUGUCACUAGAAACUAUUCUGAAAAGUCCAUCAAUGGCAUUCUUGAUUAUGUAUCAGCAGACAUUGCACCGGCAAACAACGCUCCAGCAAAGGAAGGUGCGAAUGAUCACCCGUCAAAAGGACAAAAGUCGAAAACAAUUGACCUGGGGACAAUGGAACAAUUCUACGAUGUGACAAAGAAAGCACUGGAAGAAUCCAAGAAUGAACGUUUGAGCGUAAAGACAGAUCUCAAAUUGGCAAGAUUGUGGCUUGCACGUGGCGAAUUUGGACGUCUGGCAAAGAUCUUGAAAGAUUUGCGUGCGUAUUGUACCACUCCAGAUGGAAGUGAUGAUCAAUCAAAAGGUACAAUCUUACUUGAAAUCUUUGCUUUGGAAAUUCAAAUGUACGGUGAGACAGCCAACUACAAAAAACUCAAAGAGACAUACGAUGCAACAUUACAAGUAAAGAGUGCAAUCCCACAUCCACGUAUUCUGGGAGUUAUUCGCGAAUGCGGUGGAAAGAUGCAUAUGUCGGAGAAAAAAUGGGAAGCAGCACAAGUGGAUUUUUUCCAAGCAUUCCUCAACUAUGAUGAAGCGGGAAGUGCACAAAGAAUUCAAGUUCUCAAAUACUUGGUAUUGGCACACAUGUUGAUGGGAAGCGACAUCAAUCCAUUCGAUAGUCAAGAAACCAAGCCAUACAAGAAUGAUCCACAAAUCGUUGCCAUGACUGAUUUGGUGGGCGCAUACCAACGUAGAGAGGUGCACGAAGCUGAAAGAAUUCUAGCCAACAAUCAUGCCACAAUCAUGGACGAUCCAUUCAUUCGAACAUACAUUGAUGAAGUGCUAAAGGGAUUGAGAACGCAAUAUCUUAUCGAUCUCAUUCAACCUUACACGCGCAUUGGACUGGAGUUCCUUGGACAACAGCUGAACAUCACAACACAUGAAGUGGAAGAAUUGAUCAUGACUUUGAUCCUAGAUGGUCGUAUUGCAGGUCGGAUUGACCAGGUACAACAACGACUCGAGCUUGACCGUGGCGGACAAAAAGCUAUUGCAACAGCAGCAUUGCAAUCUGGCAGUGGAAUCAGUACAGGAGAAGCACAGCUUACAAAGGCUUUAGGUACUUUGGUAGAUCGUCGUUAUGCUGCUAUGCAUAAAUGGGCCGAUGAAAAUUCGAAAUUGAUUGGAUUGAUUGAGGAUAAACAUGGAAAUUCUACUUCGCAAUCCGUUGGACCUUCAUCGACGAUGGGAAGGUUAGCAAUGAGUGGCUUACCUGCCAUCUAAGACUAAGUCGUUCUCACAUUGUCACAUUAUCACUGUAUACUAUAACAUCAUCACUUGAAUGCAAAAAGCACUUUAUAGUCAUCAGAGUGUUGCUCUUCGG